Brassica napus (rape) is the source of this 1996-nucleotide messenger RNA. Its product is annotated as cytochrome P450 705A1. The coding region runs from base 369 to 1892 and encodes 507 amino acids. The record is from RefSeq and is a predicted model, not a curated record. Gene Ontology annotation, molecular function: iron ion binding; oxidoreductase activity, acting on paired donors, with incorporation or reduction of molecular oxygen, NAD(P)H as one donor, and incorporation of one atom of oxygen; heme binding. Gene Ontology annotation, cellular component: membrane. The transcript has 2 exons. NCBI's taxonomy places the organism in Eukaryota, Viridiplantae, Streptophyta, Magnoliopsida, Brassicales, Brassicaceae.
AAAGAAAACCUAACUUCUUUUUUUUGUCAGUACCUAACUUCUUAAUUGGAAACUUAGAAUAUAAAACAUAAUUAAAAACUAAAAAAAAAAGAAGUAAAAAGUUAUUUAUUGGUUCGACCGAUGGUUCAACCGGUACCGGGUUCCGGGUUUUACCGGAUUUUUGCAGAUUUUUGCGAGUUUUUAAAUAUUGGGUUUUUCACAAAACUCAAACCGGAUUUUUUCUGGAUCACCCGGUUUACCGAUUCAACCGCGGGUCCGGGUCGGAUUUCAAAACACUGCAUCUAACUAUGAAAGUCCUUUUUCAAAAAAAAAAAAAAAAAAGAGAGGUUCCUCUGUUUCAUCUCCCUCGUCUUCUCUUUUGAGCAAAAAUGGAAGCUAUGACCAGCCUUGACUUUGAAAAUAGUUUUAUCUUAAUCCUCCUAUGCAUCUUCUCAACCUUUUUUCUAUUUGCCUUCUUCCUCAAGAAACCGAAGAAUGUCUUUGACCUACCUCCGAGCCCUCCUUCUCUUCCUAUCAUCGGUCACCUUCACCUUCUCUUCUCUACUUCACUCCACAAGUCUUUUCAAAGAGUCUCAUCCAAGUACGGACCUCUGCUCCAUCUCCGCAUCUUCAAUGUCCGCAUCCUUCUCGUCUCCUCUGCCUCGGUUGCCUACGAGAUCUUCAAAGACCACGACAUGAGCAUCUCCUCCCAUGGCCCAAUUGGCAUCGAUGAGUGCAUUGUGUUUGGUUCUUCUGGCUUCAUCAAAGCUCCCUAUGGAGAUUACUGGAAGUUCGUAAAGAAAAUUAUCACUACUAAAAUGCUUGGACCCCAGGCGCUGGAGCGGUCACGAGGCCUUCGUGAAGUUGAGGUAGAGAGGUUCUACAGAGAUCUGCUUGAUAAGGCAGUGAAGAAAGAGAGCGUUGAGAUAGGUGAGGAAGCGUUGAGACUUGUUAACGUUAUCCUCGGAAAGAUGAGUUUGGGAAUGAGUUUCUCAGAGGAGGAGAGAGUCUCUGAGUUUAGUGUCGAGAUCGCUGCCUUGACACAGAAGAUAUUUUUGCAACAAGUACUGCGUAAGCCGCUUGAGAAGCUCAGGAUCUCACCACCAUUUAAAAAGGAGGUGAUGAAUGUUUCAUACAGGUUCGGGGAGCUACUGGAAAAGAUCAUUGUGAGAUACGAAGAGAAAAAGGACGAGCAUGAAGGUAGUGAAAUUAUGGACGCAUUGUUGGCAGCUUGUGGAGACGAGGAUGCAGAGUAUAAGAUCAACAGGAGCCAUAUCAAGGCGUUAUUAGCGGAGCUUUUCUUUGGAGCUGGUGACACCUCUUCAAAAUCAACACAAUGGGCAAUGGCUGAAAUCCUCAACAACCAUAAAAUAUUUGAGAGACUGAGAGAAGAAAUAGACUCCGUUGUAGGGAAAACAAGGUUGAUCCAAGAAACUGAUCUACCAAAACUCCCUUAUUUGCAAGCGGUCAUCAAGGAAUCUCUGAGAUUACACCCACCGGGUGUUCUCUUGCCAAGAGAGUUUGAACAAGGGUGUAAAAUCGGAGGGUUCUACAUACCUAAGGGCACGUCACUUGUUAUUAAUGCUUAUGCUGUGAUGAGAGACAUUGAUUCUUGGACGGAUCCUGAUGAGUUUAAGCAAGAGAGGUUUCUAGGGGAAGAGGAUGCGAGAAGAGAGCAUGUACUGAACUUUCUUCCUUUUGGUGCUGGAAGGAGAGCAUGUCCUGGAUCAAAUGUGGCCUAUAUUUUAGGAGGGAUCACUAUUGGAGUUAUGGUGCAAUGCUUUGACUGGAAAGUUGAAGGAGUUAAGGUUAACAUGGAAGAGGCUACUGGAAGAGCUUUCUUGGCUUUGGCUCAUCCCCUUAACUGCACUCCUCUUCCUCGAAUCUUGAAUAUUUUACCUUCAAAUUUGUAGAUUCUUGGUUUAUGAAUUCGAGUUUUUCCCUCUCUUUCUUUUUUUUAAAUGAAUAAUGGUUCGGAAGAUAUUUAUUACUUAAAAUAUUUGUUAUCAGCAACGUA